AUGCCCCUCGACACACCUACCUAUGUACUCGAGGACAAAUUUGAGCCAGUCCUCUACGAAUUUCUCGAAGCCGCCCUCACUUCUGUCAAUAAGCCGUCCACAGACCGCUGGCCCUCGGUCUGGUCAGUCCCCCGGAGAACCCUGUUCCGUCUUCUGAAGAAUACAGAGCUACUGCAGUGGAGCCUUCCUCGCAACUACCGCAUUCUUCUCGCCAUCCAUAACAUCGAAAAUGUCAGGCACAAGUUGGAGGCACAUGGGCUCGGCCAGCAUCUGGAAUCCAGGCCCUUUGUGCGCCUUAUCCCCCUCGGCAUGAACAUAUAUGAAUGGGCACAGAAGGAGGCCGAGACGGCCCGCGGCAAGGUACGCCUAUACGUCGUCUACAAGCCGUCCCUCACCCCAACCUACUAUCUCCUAUGGCUAACGUGGAAGCUCCAGUCCUACCACAUCUUCGCCAUCACGUCGGUCCUCCAUGCGGCGAAGCCAGACGCCUGGGGCCCCGAGGUUCUGCGCGUUGCUGCGUCAGGCAAGGGUGGUACGGUAUACCCAGCCUGGGCACGCGGUACGGCUAUCGACCCGCUCUGCAUCGACUUGGUCGAGGGAGGUAGGAUUGUUCACCAUCCAUUGGCAUUGAACAAGACCCACGAGUGCUGUGGGGCUGUUUCGCAGUCUGAAUUAGAGUGA
Messenger RNA from Colletotrichum chrysophilum, 681 nucleotides. RefSeq lists its product as uncharacterized. The transcript has a single exon. NCBI's taxonomy places the organism in Eukaryota, Fungi, Ascomycota, Sordariomycetes, Glomerellales, Glomerellaceae. The coding region runs from base 1 to 681 and encodes 226 amino acids. The record is from RefSeq and is a predicted model, not a curated record.